This is a messenger RNA of Sphenostylis stenocarpa, 219 nucleotides long. The record is from the annotation of a GenBank genome assembly. Lineage: Eukaryota; Viridiplantae; Streptophyta; Magnoliopsida; Fabales; Fabaceae.
AUGGUGGUUCGCGGUGGUUGGUUGGGGCUCACAAUAGCCACUAGUGGGGACGUGUUGGUUGUCGGUGAUGGCUGGAAGUGGUUGUGGCGCGUGAAUCUAGGGCUAAGGAUGAGUGGGAGAGGAGAAGUAAAUGGGAUGGAGAAAGGAACGAGAGUGGUGUUGGAUGGUGGUUCGAAGGUGCACGGUGGUUGGCGUGGUCGUGGAGGACCGGUGAGGUAA